AAUCGGGUCCUAAAACGAGAUGUCGAAGUUCAAACCGCUUGUCAUGUCGGUGCCACUCACUCUCUCCCUUCCUUAAUAAUUUUGAUUUCGACGAGGUUUUCCAUUUCCUCCGAGCUCCAAAUUCCUUCUUUUUUUUUUUUUCUUUUUUCUAAGGCAUUUGUAGAAAACAAUGAUAGACAAGUGUUUGGGAGCCCAGAGAUCGCGAAAGAUCCAGAGAACUCUCCGCCACUGCAAGGUCACAAUCCUCUGCCUCGUGCUCACCGUCGUCGUCCUGCGUGGGACGAUCGGAGCUGGACGAUUCGGGACCCCGGAGCAAGACUUCAUCGAGAUCCGUGACCACUUCAAUUACCAGUCCUCCCGCAAGCUCGCCGAGCCCCACCGCGUGCUCGAAGAGCUCCAAACGACCACGUCCGGCGACGACGACCCCAACAACUAUAACACCUUCGACGUCAAUAAACUCCUCGUUGACGACGAAGAGGACGACCCGAAACUCGACCCAAAUAAACCCUACAGGCUCGGACCCAAGGUCUCCAACUGGGACGAGAAGAGAUCCGAUUGGCUUAAACAAAACCCGAAUUACCCGAACUUUGUCGGACCCAACAAGCCCCGGGUAAUGCUCGUGACCGGGUCGUCCCCGAAACCCUGCGAAAACCCGGUGGGUGAUCAUUACCUGUUGAAAUCGAUCAAGAACAAGAUCGAUUACUGUAGGUUACAUGAGAUUGAGGUUUUUUACAAUAUGGCGCUUCUCGACGCUGAAAUGGCUGGGUUUUGGGCCAAGCUUCCGUUAAUUCGGAGGCUACUUUUGUCACACCCAGAAGUGGAAUUUCUGUGGUGGAUGGAUAGCGAUGCUCUGUUCACCGAUAUGUCUUUUGAGGUGCCUUGGGAGAGAUACAAAGAUCACAACUUGGUUCUGCAUGGUUGGGAUGAGAUGGUGUAUGAUCGGAAAAACUGGAUUGGAUUGAACACUGGAAGUUUCUUGUUGAGGAAUUGCCAGUGGGCAUUGGAUAUUUUGGAUGCUUGGGCGCCAAUGGGGCCCAAAGGGAAGGUUAGGGACGAAGCUGGGAAGGUACUGACUAGGGAGCUUAAGGAUAGGCCGGGUUUCGAAGCCGAUGAUCAGUCGGCGAUGGUGUAUUUGUUGGCCAGUCAGAGGGAGAAGUGGGGGGAUAAGGUUUAUUUAGAAAACAAGUAUCAUUUGCACGGUUAUUGGGGGAUUUUGGUUGAUAGGUUUGAGGAAAUGAUUAAGAAUUAUCAGCCCGGAUUUGGCGAUCAUCGGUGGCCAUUAGUUACGCAUUUUGUGGGGUGCAAGCCGUGCGGCAAGUUCGGGGAUUACCCAGUUGAAAAGUGCUUGAAGCAGAUGGAUAGGGCUUUUAAUUUCGGGGAUAAUCAGAUACUUCAGAUUUAUGGGUUUAGGCACAAGUCGUUGGCUAGUAGACGGGUUAAGAGAGUGAGGGAUGAGAAGAGUAAUCCUCUUGAGGUUAAAGAUGAACUUCGUUUGCUUCAUCCGGUGGUUAAAGCGGUUAAGUUAAUCAAGGAUGAAUGCAAGCCAUGCACACAGACCCACACUCCUCAUCUCGUUGAAAAUGUGGCAUUGAAUUAUAGCAAGCUAUCUGUUAAUGAAGAUGAUGUAAAGCUGAAUCCUAAGAUGCUUUACAGGUUCAGAAUAGUAUGCGAUGAGAAAAGAGUGUGGUAAACUCUUCUUGAAUGAGCAGAUGGCUGGAUUUUUUUUUUCUCUGAGACCGCUUUGAUCUGGUUUGUAGUGGAUGUUGGUGAUGUAUUGUUUACUGCUACUUUUGCAUUUGAGGUCUCACUAUACCAGUACAUUUGACAUAGUUUGGCAAUUCAAGGUUGGGAUGAGAAAAAUAAUUUUGGCUUGAACAUUUGCAAAUACUAUUCAUAAAUUGUUACUGAACAAUCUUGCUGUGUCUGUGCGACGCUGUGGGAACAGAAAAGGUGGAGGUAGAGAACUAGAAAUCCUAAGGAGAUCAAGUAGACUGGUCUUUGAAGGUGAUAAUCUGUUUACCAUCAUGUCCUAGUGGCAACA
Messenger RNA from Corylus avellana, 2041 nucleotides. Its product is annotated as xyloglucan 6-xylosyltransferase 2. Gene Ontology annotation, molecular function: UDP-xylosyltransferase activity; xyloglucan 6-xylosyltransferase activity; hexosyltransferase activity. Gene Ontology annotation, biological process: xyloglucan biosynthetic process. The record is from RefSeq and is a predicted model, not a curated record. Gene Ontology annotation, cellular component: endosome; trans-Golgi network; membrane. NCBI's taxonomy places the organism in Eukaryota, Viridiplantae, Streptophyta, Magnoliopsida, Fagales, Betulaceae.